AUGCAUGCAUUUCUCAACACGUACAACUAUCACCGCCAGCAUGCGCCUAUAUCCGGUACUGUACUCGAGGCAAAGAACAUCCAGGGGGCGGCCUACAUGGAGGUCAACGAGAAGUGCCAACCCAUCCGAGAGAUCCCGGUCUCUGGUGAAGGAAAGAGGCAAGACUCCAAGUCCGUGCUGGAGGUGCCCGACUGUCCGGGCUACCAGUUCCUCCAAACUAGGGGUUGCGUCAUCAUCGACAACCCGGUGCUCGGGAAAGUGGCCGUGCUGCCGAUUGGCAUGGCCAUUGUAUCGGGUGUCAGGUUGACAGUAAGAGAAGGGGAUAUAGUGAGAAAGGGCGACGAGAUCUCAACCUUCUUGUUCGGGGGGUCGGAUAUCAUCCUCGUGUUCCAGAAGAAGGCAGGCUUGCAGGUCAAAGACUUUGUGCCCUCACCAAUGGACGAAGCCGGCAACCAGACCCAUUCCAAGUAUGGGACCAUUCUUGCGAGGGCGCCUUAA
Colletotrichum siamense is the source of this 498-nucleotide messenger RNA. It is a transcript of the gene PSD3, whose product is annotated as Phosphatidylserine decarboxylase proenzyme 3. Gene Ontology annotation, molecular function: phosphatidylserine decarboxylase activity. Gene Ontology annotation, biological process: phospholipid biosynthetic process. The transcript has a single exon. NCBI's taxonomy places the organism in Eukaryota, Fungi, Ascomycota, Sordariomycetes, Glomerellales, Glomerellaceae. Bases 1 to 498 code for a protein of 165 amino acids. The record is from RefSeq and is a predicted model, not a curated record.